This is a messenger RNA of Fusarium musae, 396 nucleotides long. RefSeq lists its product as uncharacterized. NCBI's taxonomy places the organism in Eukaryota, Fungi, Ascomycota, Sordariomycetes, Hypocreales, Nectriaceae. The record is from RefSeq and is a predicted model, not a curated record. Bases 1 to 396 code for a protein of 131 amino acids. The transcript has a single exon.
AUGCCUGAUGCAUCGUCAACUCCCUCGUCGCUAUCUGCUGCGUCUCAUGAGGACUUGGUGAACUUCCUCUUAGUCCGCCAUAAAGAGAUUCGCCAACACGGCACUAUGACGAUUUGUGUUCCCAGUGACGGUGACAUCAGCGUUUUUCCAACCUUCCGAUGUUUUGAGGCCAGUCUUCGCAUCCUCUACGACAAGUAUCAGGUCGACCCAACCAUCGCAAGACGGCUUCCUAUGUACUAUAGGACCUCGGGCGAGAUACUGGCAUCUAUCGCUGCCGUCGACACGAAAUGGGGUCUGAUGAGCCAUCACACCUUACCAUUAAUACAUACAUCAUGGUCGCCUGAGGUUGUCGAGGCAGGCUCUGAGGAAGUGACUAGGUUCUCUCUACUAGAAUAA